Messenger RNA from Eptesicus fuscus (big brown bat), 4652 nucleotides. It is a transcript of the gene ZMYM2, whose product is annotated as zinc finger MYM-type containing 2. Gene Ontology annotation, molecular function: zinc ion binding. The transcript is spliced from 25 exons. Bases 293 to 4429 code for a protein of 1378 amino acids. NCBI's taxonomy places the organism in Eukaryota, Metazoa, Chordata, Mammalia, Chiroptera, Vespertilionidae. The record is from RefSeq and is a predicted model, not a curated record.
GUGGCUGGGUGCAGCGCAGCCUUGGGAGGCGGAGGCGGAGAUGGGUGAGGGCGGCCUCUGGAGCCUCCCACCGGCCUGGGACUAACCCCCGCGGCGCGGCCGCCGUCGUCGGUGUGCGUCCUACCCGGGCGGCCGGUCCGGCCUCGCUCAUGUCACGGCUCGGUCGCAUGCGGCCCGUGGACUGGGGGCUCGCGUGCGAGGCCGGGAGGGCCGGGAGCAGGAAUCGCUCUGAACUCCGUGUGGUGAAUUUUUGACAGAAAGUGAGAAGGAAACACCCUCAUUGUUCCUUGGCAUGGACACAGGUUCAGUGGGAGGAUUAGAACUGACUGAUCAGACUCCUGUUUUAUUAGGGAGUACGGCCAUGGCAACUAGUCUCACGAAUGUUGGAAAUUCAUUUAGUGGUGCACCUAAUCCUUUAGUUUGUAGAUCUAAUAAAUUUCAAAACUCAUCAGUGGAAGAUGAUGAUGAUGUUGUUUUUAUUGAACCUGUACAACCUCCCCCAUCUUCUGCAUCAGUGGUUUCUGAUCAAAGAACCGUAACAUGUACAUCAUCAAAAAAUGAAGAACUACAAGGAAAUGAUUCCAAAAUUCUUCCUUCCUCAAAAGACUUGGCUUCUCAGAAGGGAAAUGUAAGUGAGACAAUUGUCAUUGAUGAUGAAGAGGAUAUGGAAACAAAUCAAGGGCAAGAGAAAAAUUCCUCCAAUUUUAUUGAACCUCGGAGACCUCCUGAGACUAAAAACAGAACCAAUGAUGUGGAUUUCUCCACUUCCAGUUUUUCAAGAAGUAAGGUAAAUGCAGGAAUGGGUAAUAGUGGUAUCACCACAGAACCAGACUCUGAAAUUCAGAUUGCUAAUGUUACAACCUUAGAAACAGGUGUAAGCUCUGUGAAUGAUGGCCAAUUAGAAAAUUCUGACGGGCGAGAUAUGAACUUAAUGAUUACACAUGUAACAUCACUGCAGAAUACCAACUUGGGAGAUGUCUCUAACGGACUGCAGUCAAGUAAUUUUGGUGUUAAUAUGCAAACGUACACCCCAUCUUUAACUUCACAGACCAAGACUGGAGUAGGACCUUUUAAUCCUGGUAGGAUGAAUGUGGCAGGAGAUGUUUUUCAGAAUGGAGAAUCUGCAAGUCAUCAUAGUCCUGAUUCUUGGAUUUCCCAAUCAGCUUCAUUUCCUCGAAAUCAGAAACAGCCAGGGGUGGAUUCUUUAUCACCAGUGGCCUCGCUUCCUAAACAGAUUUUCCAGCCUUCUGCCCAACAGCAACCCACCAAACCAGUUAAAGUCACUUGUGCAAACUGCAAAAAACCUUUACAAAAGGGACAGACAGCUUAUCAACGAAAAGGAUCUGCUCACCUCUUUUGUUCUACCACCUGCCUUUCCUCCUUCUCUCACAAGCCUGCUCCAAAGAAACUGUGUGUUAUGUGUAAAAAAGAUAUAACUACAAUGAAAGGAACCAUUGUUGCUCAAGUGGACUCAAGUGAGUCCUUCCAGGAAUUCUGUAGUACAUCUUGUCUGUCUCUCUAUGAAGACAAACAGAAUCCUACUAAAGGAGCUCUAAAUAAAUCAAGAUGUACAAUUUGUGGUAAACUAACAGAGAUUCGCCAUGAAGUUAGCUUUAAAAAUAUGACUCAUAAGCUGUGUAGUGACCACUGCUUUAAUAGAUACAGAAUGGCCAAUGGUCUGAUAAUGAAUUGCUGUGAACAGUGUGGAGAGUACCUGCCCAGCAAAGGUGCUGGAAACAAUGUCCUGGUGAUUGAUGGUCAGCAAAAGAGAUUUUGCUGCCAAAGUUGUGUCAGUGAAUACAAACAGGUAGGUAGCCAUCCAAGCUUUCUGAAGGAGGUUCGAGAUCACAUGCAAGACUCUUUCUUGAUGCAGCCUGAGAAAUAUGGAAAACUGACCACUUGUACUGGUUGCCGAACACAGUGCAGGUUUUUUGAUAUGACUCAGUGUAUAGGUCCUAAUGGAUAUAUGGAGCCAUACUGUUCCACUGCUUGCAUGAACAGUCACAAGACAAAAUAUGCAAAAUCACAAAGUUUGGGAAUUAUUUGCCAUUUUUGUAAGCGCAACUCUUUACCUCAAUAUCAAGCCACAAUGCCUGAUGGAAAACUGUAUAACUUUUGCAAUUCCAGUUGUGUGGCUAAAUUUCAGGCUCUAAGUAUGCAGUCAUCUCCAAAUGGCCAGUUUGUAACUCCGAGUGAUAUUCAGUUGAAAUGCAACUAUUGCAAAAAUUCCUUUUGUUCAAAGCCAGAAAUCCUGGAAUGGGAGAAUAAAGUACAUCAAUUCUGCAGCAGAACCUGCUCAGACGACUAUAAGAAGCUGCAUUGCAUAGUUACAUAUUGCGAGUACUGUCAAGAGGAGAAGACUCUUCAUGAAACAGUAAAUUUCUCUGGCGUUAAGAGACCCUUCUGUAGUGAAGGCUGCAAACUUUUGUACAAACAGGAUUUUGCAAGACGUUUAGGAUUGAGAUGUGUUACUUGCAACUAUUGCUCUCAACUGUGUAAGAAGGGAGCAACUAAAGAAUUGGAUGGUGUCAUAAGAGAUUUUUGUAGUGAGGACUGCUGUAAAAAAUUUCAGGAUUGGUACUACAAGGCUGCAAGGUGUGACUGUUGUAAAUCUCAAGGAACUCUUAAAGAGCGUGUGCAGUGGCGUGGGGAAAUGAAGCAUUUCUGUGACCAGCAUUGCUUAUUGCGCUUCUACUGCCAGCAGAAUGAGCCUAACAUGACGACUCAGAAAGGACCUGAAAACUUGCAUUACGAUCAGGGUUGUCAGAUGUCCCGAUCCAAAAUGAUGGGUUCAGCACCACCCCCUUCUCCAACACCCAACAAAGAGAUGAAGAAUAAAGCGGUUCUUUGCAAACCUUUAACGAUGACAAAAGCUACUUACUGUAAACCUCACAUGCAGACCAAAUCUUGUCAGACAGAUGACAAUUGGAAGACAGAGUAUGUCCCAGUGCCUAUCCCUGUGCCUGUAUAUAUUCCAGUGCCUAUGCACAUGUACAGCCAGAAUAUUCCUGUCCCCACUACAGUUCCUGUUCCUGUGCCAGUCCCUGUUUUUCUGCCGGCCCGGGUGGACAGCAGCGAGAAGAACCCUGCAGUAGCUGAAGAGCUAAAAAGCAAAGUUUCUUCAGAUCCUCUUGAUACCGAAUUGCUCACAAUGACAGACAUGAUGACUGAAGAGGAGGGGAAAACAAAUGCUGCUAACAUCAACAGUGUAAUUAUUGAGACUGACAUAAUUGGUUCAGAUCUCUUGAAGGACUCUGACCUAGAGACACAGUCCAGCAUGCCUGAUGUACCAUAUGAACCAGACUUGGAUAUUGAAAUAGAUUUUCCCAGAGCUGCUGAGGAGCUUGAUAUGGAAAACGAAUUUUUAUUACCACCUGUUUUUGGAGAAGAAUAUGAGGAACAGCCUAGACCUCGAUCUAAAAAAAAGGGAGCCAAGAGAAAAGCUGUAUCAGGAUACCAGUCUCAUGAUGAUAGUUCUGACAAUUCAGAAUGCAGUUUUCCUUUCAAGUAUACGUAUGGUGUAAACGCAUGGAAACACUGGGUCAAAACUAGGCAACUUGAUGAAGAUCUUCUGGUAUUAGAUGAGCUAAAAUCUCCUAAAUUAGUAAAGUUAAAAGAGGAUCUGCUGUCUCACACCACGGCUGAGCUUAAUUAUGGGCUAGCCCAUUUUGUCAAUGAGAUCCGCCGGCCAAAUGGAGAGAGUUAUGCACCUGACAGCAUCUAUUAUCUUUGCCUUGGAAUACAGGAGUACUUGUGUGGUAGUAAUCGAAAAGACAACAUAUUUAUCGAUCCAGGAUACCAGACAUUUGAGCAAGAAUUGAAUAAAAUCCUCCGAAGUUGGCAACCAAGCAUACUUCCAGAUGGGUCAAUAUUUUCUCGAGUUGAAGAAGAUUAUCUCUGGAGGAUAAAACAACUAGGCUCACAUUCUCCAGUAGCUCUUCUGAAUACCCUGUUCUACUUUAACACUAAGUAUUUUGGCCUGAAAACAGUGGAACAACACUUAAGACUUUCCUUUGGCACUGUGUUUAGGCACUGGAAAAAAAAUCCUUUAACAAUGGAAAACAAAGCAUGUCUUCGAUAUCAAGUGUCUUCCUUAUGUGGAACAGAUAAUGAAGAUAAAAUUACUACUGGAAAAAGAAAACAUGAAGAUGAUGAGCCAGUAUUUGAACAAAUUGAAAAUACAGCCAAUCCUUCUAGAUGUCCUGUGAAAAUGUUUGAAUGCUACUUGUCUAAAAGUCCACAGAAUCUUAAUCAGAGAAUGGAUGUUUUUUAUUUGCAACCAGAAUGCUCUAGUUCUACAGAUAGCCCUGUCUGGUACACAUCGACUUCACUGGACCGAAACACCUUGGAAAAUAUGCUUGUACGGGUUCUUUUAGUAAAAGAUAUUUAUGAUAAAGACUAUUAUGAACUGGAUGAAGACACAGACUAAAAAAAGAACAUUUCAGAAGCAUUCGGGAUAAAACAGCAUUAGGUAGUCGUGCUGCUAGAUCUUUACUAUGGAAAACAUUUCAAGUUUACUUCUUCUGUUUUGAGUUUUGUAGCAGUGUACCCACACUGGGUAUUACCAUGUAAAUAAUCUGUGAGUGAAAGUUGCCAUUAUUCUAUGUAGUUGUUUUAGUAUACUUAAUAAAUACAUUCAAAUUUUUUUAUUA